Molecule: messenger RNA, 189 nt
Organism: Penicillium longicatenatum
Lineage: Eukaryota; Fungi; Ascomycota; Eurotiomycetes; Eurotiales; Aspergillaceae
Exons: 3
Coding region: 1-189 (62 amino acids)
Source: RefSeq, a predicted model, not a curated record
AUGCUGAAUGGUUCCUCGGGAUUAGAAUCUUACGGAACCGUCUACUUUACGAGCGUUGCGGAGCGGUAUAACCUUACUGGACGAGCACGUGUAUGGACACUAGGGGCUAUGGAGAAGCUUGACCUAUUUGAGGGAUGCAGCGAAGAAGGCUUCGACCCUCGCCUAGUUCCUUUAGAACCUAGGGCCUAA